AUGGGAGUUGAAAGGACUUAUCAGGGUUAUAGUUUUGGUGGUCUACAACAUAUUGUAUUGUGUAUAUGUAUUUAUAAAUAGUUUGAGUAUUUUAUAUAAUAUAACACACGCCCCUCGUGGAAAUCAGCUAAUAAUUGACGGGUCUAGCGUGUGAUUUUUAAAUAAAGUUUUACCUAGAGGUCCCACCAAGGAUUGAACCCUGGUUUCCCACUUGUAAGGCAAGCGUGGUGAGCACGACACCACGUGCAUGUGCACCACGUGCAUGUGCACCACGUGCAUGUGCUGGUUAAAUGUGCUUUCUGCAUGAAAGUUCAUUUCAAAGACUGUUCUGUUAGGAAUUGCGUGAGCGAGAUAGCGAAUAUGAUGACGACUAGUUAAUGUCCCGAGUCCGUCUCUCCCAUUGGUCCUAUUUUUCACCUCUCAUAUUUUCGCGCCUUUUUUCACCGCUGGCGCGAAUCCCUGUUUUCAACCCCUUAAGACGGAUUUGAAGCAACUCUGUUGUUGAUUUUUCUCUGUAGGAGAGAACAUUGUUCCAUUUGUGAUAGGAGCAACAACUGCGGGAUUUGUGUUUGGAUUUUUUCUCCUCAUCUUGUCAUUAUGUUUAUUCUGUAACACGAAAGUAAAAAAUGGCGAUAUUGACUGGGUCCAUGACCGAGAGCCAAGUAACUGGGUCAGAGACGUUCAAGGGACUGUAAACAAUGGACAUCAGUUUGAACCAAGGUUGGUAAUCUGAUGUAAAGAAGGAGGGGAGGGCCAUAGGACUUUGUACAAGGGUCACUGGUGAGAUCUAUAUGGAAGAGUGUGCUAAGACAUGUGACCUAACGGCUAACUAUAGUGCAGGGCUAAACACCCCGGAACACUCAAUGGCAGUAAUAUUCCACCUAUACCUUCCACACCCUUAGGGAUUUUCCAGUAAAGUGCAUUCUUGUUUCGUGUUGUAGGAACCAAGGUUUGGGUGACAAUAAACCACAACAUUUUGUGUCAGACAGAUCUCUGUAUUCUGAACGUGCCACAACAUUCCCGUCUUCCAACGCGAGUGACAUCAUGGGUGCAAUGGAUGAGAUAGAAGAUACGGAGUCUCGAGCACCAUCAGGUUAUUACUGGGCUUAUGGUGGCCCUCGUGAUGGUGGUGCUCGUGGCGGAAGCGUUCAUGGUGGUGUUCAUAGUGGUGGUGGUGCUCGUGGUGGUGGUGCUCGUGGUGGUGGUGCUCGUGGUGGUGGUGUUCAUGGUGUUCAUGGCAUUCUUGGUGGCGAUCAUGGUCACGCUUUGCCUGAGAAAGAAAGAGGUUCGGAAUAUGAAACAAUUACGUCAUCGAAGAAUGUUCAUUCUGCUCAAAUCUUGCAUCAUAAGAAAUCUGGAAGUACAAAGAUCAAAGAUCUUUCUUCCAAUGACUCAACCAUCACUAAUUAA
Paramuricea clavata is the source of this 1410-nucleotide messenger RNA. The record is from the annotation of a GenBank genome assembly. NCBI's taxonomy places the organism in Eukaryota, Metazoa, Cnidaria, Anthozoa, Malacalcyonacea, Plexauridae.